UUAGUUAAUCUAUGGCUUGCACAGAACAGACAGAUCAAAAGUGUCGUUAUUCGUUAGUAAUAGUUAACAAUACUAAACAAACAUGGCUGAUGUGUGCAAUAACGUAGAUGUAGAAGACAAUGUAUGUGAAUUAGGAGAAAAUUCAAUGGACUCAAAACCAAAUGGUUUCUCUAAAACUAGUAGUAAACAAUGGGUUAAGUUAAAUGUGGGUGGAACGUGUUUUUUAACUACUAAAACUACAUUAUCCAGAGACCCCAAUUCGUUUUUGUACAGACUUUGUAAGGAAGAUUCAGAUUUGAUUUCGGAUAGAGAUGAAAGAGGUGCUUAUUUGAUUGACAGAGACCCCACAUAUUUCAGCCCCGUCCUCAACUAUCUUCGCCAUGGCAAGCUUAUCAUCAAUAAAGAUUUGGAGGAGGAAGGUGUACUGGAGGAAGCAGAGUUCUACAACAUAACUGAGUUAAUAAGGUUGGUCAAGGAGAGAAUAUUGACUCGGGAUACUCGGCCACUUAGAGACUCCAAAAAACAUGUCUAUCGUGUAUUGCAGUGUCAUGAAGACGAGCUGACGCAGAUGGUCUCCACUAUGUCCGAUGGCUGGAAGUUUGAACAGUUGGUCAACAUUGGGUCUCAGUACAACUACGGCAACGAGGACCACGCAGAGUUCCUGUGUGUGGUGUCAAGAGAGUACGGACCACGUGACCGGAACACCAAGGAGACGGAGCCAACAGACAGAGCCAAGGUGCUGCAGCAGAAGGGCUCACGGAUGUGAACUCCCAAGAGACUCUGAUGCAAUCUGGCCACAAUGUACUCAGCCGUAGCAAUUCUAACUCUAGUUCGCAAUGUUUCAUUGUCAUAGGAAUUGAUUUUAACAUUCAUUGCGAAUUUUUAUCAUAGGAUGAGUAAACACGGUUUGAUGGAGUUAAAAGUUAUUUUAAUAUUUUAUUUAUGAACUAAAGUGAUCUGAUUUGAAUCACGGCAACUGCAAGGUUUUUGAACCCGAAGUCUUGCCUUAACCUCACUGUUACCUUGCCAAGAAUGGUAUACGGUGUAAUGUCUCGUUCCCAUCUUAUUACAUGGUUCUUUUUGCUCAUAUAUUCUUUCUUUUUUACAUAUAGUAUUUUUUAACGUUUAUCCUAGGAGUUCAGUAGGUUAAACGCAAUUGGUUGUACAAAUGAUUAUUUAGUUGUAAUGGUGAAUUAUUUUUAGUAUUGUUAGUGGUGCACAGGCAGAUUUGUUUUUGUCUGAUGUGCACAUUUAAGACACUAUAUAAUAAUGUAUUUAUUGAUUUUAUUUAUAUUAGUUAUUUUCUGUUUCGUUUGGUAAAGCAUAAUUUUGGUUACAUUCAUAUUCAAAGGAUCUCAUAAACUUUACCUGAAAAAAUUUUGUUGUUAAGAAAAGCUGAGGUGUCAAAUUGAGAUAUCUUUAUUGUGUGUAUUGUGAUACUAACCCACAUGUAAACAAUUUUUAACCUAGAAAUUAAUUUUUGGGUCAUCCAGAAAGCAAAGAAGGUUUGGUUAAGUUAAAAAAUAAAAAAUUUAAUUUACAUAAAAACUAAACCUAAACUCAACCAAUAACCUAAGCCUUAAAGUUACUAUCAACAUUUCAUUGCUUAUUUAAUGUGUACAUCUCUCAACAUUUUUUUAAAAUUUUGGGAAUAGAUGAAAGGCACCAGUUUAAAAUCUGGGUAAAAAAUGUUCCUUUGUGUUAUGGCAGCUGUAUGAGACUAGACCUUAUCAUGAAGAAACACAAACCCAGCAGACAAUAUUUUACUGAUGUUGAUUUGUUCAUCGGUGAAUCUUAUUAUAACAAACUACUCUCGAUAUAUACAAACUAUACUUAUAUAUAAGUUGAAUGACUUAUAUUUAAUGCAGCCUCUUUUCUAGUAAUAUUGCCAGUGAAACAAACAUGACUGCCCAGAACUCUCCUGGGGAAGGUAACCGAUAAGCACUGUGAUGGGGUAUCUUGGAUUGAUCGGUCUCUGCUCUUAGCGCACAAACGUUCCUUACUAUCUGGACAACCUUUGUAUAUUUUUAAUAAAAUAAUUUGAAUUUCUGAACUAAAAAGUGUAACACUAAAACUAAUAUUGACAAUAACAAUACUUUUGAUUGUUUCAAUUCUACUGGUAAGUUUCAAGUGGUAAUUGAGUAUUAUUUUUAUUCACCAGGGCAAUAAUUUUAGUCAUAGGUUUGUGUUUGGAUGAUUUAUUUUGAAACUUUCUCCAUAAACAAGAUGUGAAGUAUUAACCAAAGCUUAACGGAAUGACAAACUUUAGAUACUUAAUCGAAAUUACGCUUUGCCACAACAACGCCAACAGACAGAGUAAUUUAUUAAGAGGAUUUGUUUUAUCGAGUUGUACAUUUAAAUAACUAUAUUUGUUGAGUCAUAGAAUAUCUUUAAAUGUGGUGUCCCCAGACUGCUUGUUUUUUGUACUAAAUUACAAAUUAAUAAAAUUAUGUGAUUUGUGAUUGUUA
Messenger RNA from Homalodisca vitripennis (glassy-winged sharpshooter), 2468 nucleotides. It is a transcript of the gene inc, whose product is annotated as BTB/POZ domain-containing protein KCTD5. The coding region runs from base 83 to 766 and encodes 227 amino acids. Gene Ontology annotation, molecular function: cullin family protein binding. Gene Ontology annotation, biological process: proteasome-mediated ubiquitin-dependent protein catabolic process; protein homooligomerization. The transcript has 5 exons. Gene Ontology annotation, cellular component: Cul3-RING ubiquitin ligase complex; cytoplasm. Lineage: Eukaryota; Metazoa; Arthropoda; Insecta; Hemiptera; Cicadellidae. The record is from RefSeq and is a predicted model, not a curated record.